AUGAGACUUCCACCGCCAGAAGUAACAUCGCAAUGGCCGAAGCCGAAUUAUGUCGACCCGGUGCGGAGGGGCCAUGCUCUCACGAUUGUCCAGCUUAUCCCCGUUGUAUUGGGGACUAUCUUUGUCGCCAUGCGUCUGUGUGCGAGGUUGGUCAUUACCCAGGCUCGAAUUGGUUUGGAUGAUGUUCUCAUCAUGUUGGCAUGGGUGUUUUCCGUGGGCCUCACUGGUACUGCGAUACAGAACGGUAAACCCCAACAGGCUAAUGGUAUGAAUAGCAACGACUCUAUUUCUGGCACACUGGAUAGCAUCGGAGACGACUCGCACAUGGUAUUCGAAGGACUCUUCUUCUACAGUCAUGUUUGGAACGAAGGACCACAGCAGCGGGUCUUCCCCCUCCAGCGGCUUGCAGAAAGACAAGCCCACGUCCGUUAA
This is a messenger RNA of Pseudogymnoascus verrucosus, 432 nucleotides long. RefSeq lists its product as uncharacterized. Lineage: Eukaryota; Fungi; Ascomycota; Leotiomycetes; Thelebolales; Thelebolaceae. The record is from RefSeq and is a predicted model, not a curated record. The transcript has 2 exons. Bases 1 to 432 code for a protein of 143 amino acids.